This is a messenger RNA of Hippocampus zosterae (dwarf seahorse), 1671 nucleotides long. RefSeq names its product coiled-coil domain containing 124 (gene ccdc124). Lineage: Eukaryota; Metazoa; Chordata; Actinopteri; Syngnathiformes; Syngnathidae. The record is from RefSeq and is a predicted model, not a curated record. Bases 157 to 816 code for a protein of 219 amino acids. Gene Ontology annotation, cellular component: nucleus. The transcript is spliced from 5 exons. Gene Ontology annotation, biological process: transcription by RNA polymerase II. Gene Ontology annotation, molecular function: transcription coactivator activity.
UGGGUCACAGGAUAUGACGUUGGAGUAACCUCGUUGAAUAUAAAUGCGUCAUCAGAGUGCGUCGACAGGAUAUGGCAUAUAACCAAACGAAAACAAGGUCUGCUGUCUAGUUAAAACCUGAAUUUCGCCGGAUACUGCUGAACGGCGGCUGCUGGGAUGCCGAAGAAAUUCCAGGGUGAGAACUCCAAGGCGGCCACAGCCAGGGCCCGCAAGGCUGAGGCAAAGGCAGUGGCAGAUGCGCGCAAGAAGCAGGAAGAGGAUGAUGCCAUGUGGCAGGAAACCGACAAACAUGUACUAAAAAAAGAGCAGAGAAAGGACGAUAAGGAGAAAAAGAGGAUUGAGAUAUUGGAGAGGAAAAAGGAAUCCCAGCGCCUCCUUGAUGAGGAAAAUGCCAGAAUAAAAGGCAAAACCCAGAAAGAGGGUGGAAGUAGUGGAAAGGUGACCCGAGCCCAGAUAGAGGAGGCUAUUCAGAAUGUCCCGCAGCCUCAGCAGCUCAAGCCAAAAGACAAGAGUCAUCUGGAGGUUCCACUGGAAGAAAAUGUAAACAGAAUUAUUCAGGAGGAAGGAACAGUGGAAGCUAGAACAGUAGAAGAUGCCAUUGCUGUGCUGAGCAUUGCGCCUGAGGACCUGGACCGCCACCCGGAGCGCCGGAUGAAAGCCGCUUUCACGUCGUUCGAGGAAGCCAACCUCCCUCGCUUGAAGAUGGAAAACCCCAACAUGAGAUUGUCUCAGCUGAAGCAGCUUUUGAAGAAGGAAUGGAUGAAGUCUCCCGAGAACCCCCUCAAUCAAAAGUGUGCUGCGUACAACUCGAAGUGAAGGCAAUGACUGUGCCCCUUUUCCAUCGGCGCUCAUCACCCAUCGGAAAGUGUGUUAUGCACCUUGGAGACUUUUAGUUCAAGAUCAUAUUCACAUCCAUUAAAAAUUGAGUGUUGCUUUCAGGAACGUCAUUGGUCACGAUCUGACUUUAGCCCUUUUCACACUGCCUUUCCAUAAAAUGGACAUGUCAGAUGCGGAGGACAUUUAUCCGCAUAUGCCUUCGAUUCAUAAUACACCGAAGCCGGACAUUUCCGACAAUUAAUGCUUACAAAAAAUUUUAUGCGCAUCAACGUCAGUGCCUGCCUCUGGUGCGACGUCCAAAAUGCUUGUUGAACAGUCCCAUUGACUUGUCAAUGUGAAACUGGAAAAUUUGUGGGUUAAUUUCAAUCCCCUCCUGCCUAUUUGAAAAAUGAGAAAUAGCCGAAGUUGACGGGCAGUGCGAAAGGUGCUUCACUGACCAAGCAGAAUUCAAUUAGCUACUGUUUCUGUGUAAGACUAACCAUGACAUUACUUUCACAUUAACACUAUGAGAGGAAUUAGAGGCUUGACUUCAUAUGCUUUCACACUAAUGUGUGAAAACAGAACCUCACAAUGAUAACUCUCUCUUCUUUCAGUGUAAAGGUGAGGGCAUGUUAAUAUUAUGCGUGAUUCUUAUUUACAAAAGAAUGUCCCGAUUCAGCCGGCAAAUUGUUUUUAAGUUCAGUCAUCGGCUUUUGUUGCUUGCCCUUGAUUGACACCUUGUGUUUGAGUGGCUGAAUGGGCGUCCCUUAUCUGCUCCACCAAACUGUGGUCAUUACUUUGCUGUGAUUUUGAAGUCUCAUUUUCUCUGAGAUUAAAGUGGAUGAUGAUAUCUGA